Molecule: messenger RNA, 1944 nt
Organism: Colletotrichum orchidophilum
Lineage: Eukaryota; Fungi; Ascomycota; Sordariomycetes; Glomerellales; Glomerellaceae
Exons: 1
Coding region: 1-1944 (647 amino acids)
Source: RefSeq, a predicted model, not a curated record
AUGCGAAUGAUCCUCGCGCCCGUCCUUGCCCUUGCGGCGAUCGCUCUCGCGCUCGCCGUCCCCGAGCACGUUGUCCCCGAGCACGUUGUCCCCGAGCAGGCCCUCGUUGAAGUUGCUGCUCCCAUCGCCAAGUCCAGCGCCAUCACCUUCAAGGCUGCCAACGGCUCUGAUGUCGUGGUCCACGUCGCUCCUGGCGUGUUCAUGACUGACGAUGUCACCAAACUCCCCAAUGAUCUCGGCAAGCAAUUCAAGAUUCAGAAGACGCCUCAGCUUAUGGAGCUUUGCACCGUUCGUGCCAGCCAGAAAGACAAUGGCGACAACGGCACUCCUCUUCGCUCUGAUUGCCAGACCCUCUACGAUUUCUCUCACAGCCACCCCUUCUUCGUCUACUUCGAUAACAAAGUUGACCUCAACCGCUGGAUCGAGCUCAUCUAUGUUGGCUCUUGUGCCUACCACACUCUCACAGCCCACCGCAACGUCGUCUUCUCCAGCGGCGAUAUUGCCAACUUCCUCGACAGAUCUCUGAGUCGCAAGGGUUGGACCAACAACGGUCGCAUGUCGGCUUCCGGUGAGGCUGAUUGCGCAGUGUAUGAAGGUGAUUCGGGCUUUGCUCCUGUCUUCUGGAGACUUCAACAGCGCGGAUCUGUUUCCUCUGCUUUCCUCCUGGCUAACGACGCCUUCGUCCCUGACAACACCACCACCACCCUCAAGACUCGCGCCAUCAAGCAUGAGAAGCCUCUUAUCGUCCAUGCUCUCGACGAUAUCCCCAGAAACACCUCCGCCUUUGUCUUCAAUGACGAGGUCCACGGCAUCAAUACCGCCGAAAUCAAGACCUACUCCAAAAACCAAAACAUGGCUAAGCGAUUCAACUUGGUCGUGGGUGGUCCACCCGAUGGCCCCUACUGCGUUCCCGCUUGGCUGUCCUCUGAAUGGAAACAGCCCGACCACCCCGUCAAAUCAGACUGCGAGAAGCUCUUCGAAUUCCUCAAGGUCAACGCUGCUAAACUCGAGUUUAAGGAAAAAGACCAUAACAAAAUGAUCAAAUUUACCGCCCAUGAGACCUGUGCCCUCGGCUUCAUCCCCACGCAGAACAGUUUUACGAUUUCUAACCGUGACAUGGUCGGCUUCCUCGAGCGCAUGCUGAAAUGGGAUGGAGCUAAAUUUGGACCCGAUCACAUCCUUGGCAAGAUGGGAGUUCAGUGUGGCUUCAAGAAAGACAUCCCGAACCAGGGUGAGUUCCACCUCUUCUACCGCGAUCCCAAGGCAGCCGGCGAGGGCCAUGUCGACCCCCCCGACAACGGCGGAAACCGCCUCGUUCCUACUGUCCACUCUAGACAGAUUGAGCAACAAGGUGCAAUAAUGGUCGAGCCCGGCUCCCCCGAGGACAUGACUGCUUCGGCAGAAAUAGCCAUGAUCCCUAGCGACACGGACACCUCGCUGAACUGGGUUGAUGUCACUGUCACCGACAACACCGGCGCCAACAUCACGGUUCAGCUCAACGCCAACCUCCUGGAUAUCUCGCGCUCCAGUGACAAGAAGCUUGACACCAGACUGGAGAGAUGGGAAACCCCCCUCGGCCCCUCCAAGCGCUGCACCGGCAAGAUCAGUUUGUUUGGCGGCGCCAAGCCUGACUCGCCUCUCAUUGCCGACUGCACGAAGCUCCGCAAUUUCAUGUCUAUCCGUCGCUUCUACUUCAGAUUCAACAAGGAGGAAUAUGGUAACGGUCACGCCACCCCUCUUGCCAAAGUCGACUCCUGCCACCUUAGCUGGUGGCCCUGGGGUCGGGAUGUCCUCGUCGGCAACAUGGACAUUGACAUCCUUUUCACUCGCGCCUUGGCCCUGUACGACCCCACCCAGACCCGAAUGCGUCUUUGGGGCUUUGAGAACUGUGACUUUGCCGACCAGUUCGGCGACAAGUGGCCCACCAAGUUCUACAUCUACUAG